AUGAAUUUCGCAGCUGGGUCAUCUUGUGGGAAGGAGCUGUUCUGUUAUUUUCAUGUGGGGGGGAAAUUUGUGACAAAUGGUGAAGGUGAAGUGAGAUAUAAUGGAGGUGGCGUGAGGUUAAGAAGCAUUAAGGAUGGGCUGACACUUGAUGAAUUGAGGCUAAUGAUAUCUGAGUGGAUUGGUGGCGAUGGAAGAAAUUAUGACAUUAAGUACACAGUGGCCUUUGAUGAGAAGACAUUGAUUGACCUUCAUGACAAUGCUGAAAUGUAUAACCUCUUUCAAUACAAUGGGAACAGCGGUCAUGUGUAUGUCGCCGAAAAAAGACAAGUGGGUCCCCAACCAAGGGACAAUGUAGAAAUAACAGAGAGAUUCAUGGGCAUGUCACAGCAAACUGAACUGGAUGCGUCUCCCAUUAGUUUGUGUUGUGAUUAUGGCUGGCUCAGUGAAGAAAAUGCUCGUGAAUGUGACAAUGAUGAAAUAAGUGGGCCCCCUAAUGUGGAUAAAUCUAUCGGAGCUGAAGAUACGGAUGGUAGUGAGAUGGUUCAUGCGGAAUGGAGGGGACUUUUAACAGGAGUGGGCCAACGUUUUCCUAGUGCAGAUGUAUUUCGGGUGUCUGUAUACAAGUUUGCACUUGCAAACAAGUUUGUGGCCAAGUAUAUGAGGAAUAGCAGGAAUUCAUGUCGAUAA
Messenger RNA from Neltuma alba, 687 nucleotides. RefSeq lists its product as uncharacterized. Lineage: Eukaryota; Viridiplantae; Streptophyta; Magnoliopsida; Fabales; Fabaceae. The coding region runs from base 1 to 687 and encodes 228 amino acids. The transcript has 2 exons. The record is from RefSeq and is a predicted model, not a curated record.